AUGGUUGCUUGUUUAUAUGACUUUCUCCGCCUAUUUAUUUUCGCACGACCUAAGGUGGAGGGUAGGGCGUGGUUGGUGUCGCACACCACUUGUGGGUCUAAGAAAAUGAUAACCAUACGGGCUAUGUUUCCUCCAGUCAAAUAUAUAGUGGGAAGAACUGGCUGGAUAAAUGCAUCUCGUGGUUGCUUGGUCUUCGCAUGCACCAAAUGGUUGAUGGUCAACUUUCGCGAGAUUAGAACGCCGUCUGCUGUGAUCGUCCCGAGAGACAUCAGAGGGGUGCGAAAAAACAUGAUAAGGACUUGAAAACUGUCGACUCGAUCGUCUAAGGUUAAAUCAAAGUCCGGGGACGUCCAUUUCCGACGAGGCAUCAUGUACCUUUGGUUUGUGUGAUAAAUAUGAUCAGUCACUUUGGUUUCGUUCUUACUUAGUUACUGUGGGAGCAGGGUUUUCAACUUCCUAAGUUCUUAAUGCUUGUCAGAGAUGGUCGGGUGUGUGGACAGAUUUGGGUUUAGUUAACUUGAGUAAUCGGCGCAAGUGACCUGUGUUGUGGGAUGGACCAACCAAGACCGUUUAUCCAUACUUCCAGAGAGCAGUCUUCAGCGCAACAUGCUUGUGACCUAUUCGCUCUGCCGAGUCGAUAGGAUGUAGGUGUGUUUGUCUGCACAGAGGAUGAUGCUUGUUAGUUACCACCUACCCCAGCCUCCAGUUUAAUUGCGUACACCCAGUGUUACACUGUUGAGUAACGGGUUUUCGGCCAACAUAAAUUGGUUGACAAGGUUUCUCCGUAGAUGAUUGUCGAGUGUGG
This is a messenger RNA of Schistosoma curassoni, 805 nucleotides long. Lineage: Eukaryota; Metazoa; Platyhelminthes; Trematoda; Strigeidida; Schistosomatidae. The record is from the annotation of a GenBank genome assembly.